UCAGCGACUUAUAGUGAGACUGCAGCUGGCAUUCUGACACUGGGGGGAACUGAAUAAUUACCACUGACAUCCCCAGUGACAUUAAUGCACGCUAAUAAACACUGUACUAAUGGCACUGGGCAGGAAGGGGUUAACAUCUGGGGUGAUCAAAGGGUUAACUUUGUGCUGUGUGUGUUUUUACUAGGGAAGCAAGCUGCUUUACUGCUGUGUAGAGCAAUACAAAGCAGCCUGUUCCUGCUGACAGGGGAGAUAUCUGUAUUAUCUACAUACAGACUUCUCCCCUGUCAGCUCUGCUGCUGAUCACGGAGA
Messenger RNA from Staurois parvus, 309 nucleotides. Lineage: Eukaryota; Metazoa; Chordata; Amphibia; Anura; Ranidae. The record is from the annotation of a GenBank genome assembly.